UGGCCACUGGCAGUUGUAGGCAUUCUUGUUCGUGCCGAAAGGCUUGGCAUGACUUCUGUAAGUUUUUGGCAUAAGAAAUAAACGCUAGUCGGUAGCUGCUAACAGGUUUGGGCACCGCUAGCUAAUUAACAGUUGACAAAAUAAAUUAUUUUGAGGUUUCAUUUGUAGCGAGAUAGUUAAGAGAUUAAGAGACAGAUGGUGGUAUCUGACGUUAAAAGCUAGCUAAGUUAGUGAACACUGUUUGGCACCAAGUACCUCUCAUAUCUGACUAGUAUAACGUUACGUUGCUUAUUUGACUAAAAGGUAUGCAGUGACGUCAAAAGCCGUUUCCAGAACAUUUUGGAUACCGAGCUAACUUCGGCCUUUGUUUUAUUUAGCUAACAGUUCUCUAGCUGCCUGUUUUCUGUGGUCGUAGCUCACUUGCUACAUCCACUUUACUUGUCUUGUUUGGUAGCUAGGUAAGCUAACUUAGCUGGCUAAAUUAUCCGAUUGCUUAUUUAAUUGAAGCGAUGGACUAGAAAUGUUCUCCGGACAGACGAAAACGACUUGGAGAACGUCAGCUAGCUAACAUUAUCUAAUAGCAGCAAUGUUAACUCGCAUCAUAAAUCAUAAGAUCAGAUUGGAGCAGACUGACUUCAGCUCACAAGUCCUCUGAUCUAGGAAAUAGGGGGAGGGAAAGAAAUUCCCCCCAUUUCUCAACCGAACAAAGCCGAAAAGCGUUCCUUUCAGCACGAGCAGGAUGGCUUUGAAAACAUUGUUCCUGUGGAUCAUUUUUCUGUGGGGUGUAUCUGGAGACUAUGCCCCUGAGGCGGUGCAAUACAACAUGGAGUUCCCGGGUAUGGACAACAACCUGCCCAUCGUCACUCGACCCGCCAACGCCAGUCGCAUUUUCUACGGCGUGAUGUUCGACGCUGGCAGCACCGGCACCCGGAUUCACGUCUACACCUUCAUCCAGAAAGCCCGCGACGAGCUGCCGGUGUUGGAUAAUGAGAUGUUCCAGUCACUGAAGCCAGGACUGUCCGCCUAUGCAGAUGCACCUGAAAAGGGCGGGGACACGGUGAGGCGGCUUUUGAAGGUGGUGAAGAGGACGGUGCCUCGCGUGGAGUGGAAGAGGACCCCUGUCAUGCUGAGGGCCACGGCAGGCCUCCGACUCCUCCCUGAGGAGAAGGCCCAGGCCCUUCUCCAGCAGGUCCAACAGGUCUUCGACGAAUCUCCAUUUUUCAUCCCAAAGGACAGUGUCGGCAUAAUGGAUGGAACAAACGAAGGGAUCCUGGCCUGGGUGACAGUGAAUUUUCUGACAGGUCACUUGUACUCCAACAGCAAACAGACAGUGGGAACCUUGGAUUUAGGUGGGGGUUCGACCCAAAUCACCUUUCUCCCCAAAUCUAAGAAAACUAUUGAAGUGGCUCCUGCUGACUACGUGGCUAAAUUUGACAUGUUCAACACCACUUACAAGCUGUACACACACAGUUACCUUGGAAACGGACUGAAAGCAGCAAGGCUGGCAACCCUUGGAGCCCUAGGAGCUGAAGGGUUGCAGUGGAGGGUUUUCACAAGCUCCUGUCUGCCAAAGAAAUUCAGUACGAACUGGACCUUUGGUGGGAUCACUUACCAAGUCAGCGGUGUGGAGGCUGGCACCUCAGGGUUCAAGCUCUGCUACGAGGAGGUCCUGAAAGUGGUGAAGGGCGUCGUGCACCAGCCAAUGGAGCUGAAAGGGGACAGCGUCUUCUAUGCCUUCUCCUACUACUUUGACAGGGCCGUGGACACGGGCCUCAUCGACGGCUCUCAAGGAGGGGCGGUAGAAGUCAGAGAUUUCAAGAAGAGGGCCAAAGAUGUUUGUAAUAAAAUGGCCAAGUACCCCACUGUCAGCCCUUUCCUGUGCAUGGACAUGACCUACAUCACCUGCCUGCUGAAGGAGGGCUUUGGUUUUAAGGAGAACACCGUCCUGCAGCUCACCAAGAAGGUGAAGGACGUGGAGGCGAGUUGGGCCUUGGGUGCCACCUUCGACCACUUCCAUAAACUGAACAUUCACUGAAGUUGCAGAGGCAAGACCCUAUAGACCCGCUCCUUCCAGACCACGUCAAUCUGGCUAUCAUUUCAGAAACACUGCACAAUAAGGAAUACUCUAUGUAGUCAGCUCUAAAUUAAUCUUGUCUUUUCUAUGUUUAAACUUGAAGGCUCCAGAACCACAAAGAAUGAAUGAAUUAAUAUGAAUUGACCUCGUUUAAAAUGAAAUUAGCUAGUCAUCCCACAGUGAUGAUGGUUAACAAUAUUGGGGACACUCACUACUAGCACCCAUGUUGGUGAUGAACAGCAGCCAUUUUGAGCCAAUGGUCAUUACACAGGUAAUUAUUUAGUCAAAUGAAAGCUUACUACAACUGACCAGAUCAGUGAAAUUUUUAGUGGAAAACAAAGUUUGACAGAAUCCUUGACUGGAAUUGAUUGGCAGCUAUUUUUUAGUCUUAUACAAUAUGACCAGUCCUUAAAGCUUAAAAAUGACCGUAUAAAACCGUAUCUUAUUGAUUUACUUCCCCAUGUGAAAGAAUAGUUUGCUGAAGUAUACUUUUGUACUAUAAUUCAAGUUUAUAUCAUGUCUGCCAAGUAUACUAUUUUUUCACAUGGGUCAGCUUGAAAUUCUGCGUCUCUACAUGGACACAGGAAAAGGGCAAGAACUGAUGACUCACUACUUGGUUUACGCAGAAUGAGUAAGCUGUCAUUGUAAUUGCAUAACUGAUAAUUACAGUAUACAGUUUGGAUCCCACUGACGUCAGACGUCAUCAAAGUUACACAUGCAGUUAUUAGGUAUUUUAAGCUCUUUAAGCACCUUCAACAUGGGAAUUCAUGUAAUGUUAGGCUUGAUUACUGCUAUUUUGGUGGAGGACUGCAAAACCACACUUAGUGGAUCCAGAAUCCAAGGUUUUGUCAUAAAUUUGGAAACAUUAAUAAAUUAAUUGGCAUGAACAAAAUGCCACGUUUAAAGAAAUAUACUGAAAAUAAUCCCAGCCUGUCAUCUAAAGGAAUGCACAACAAUGGCUGAUCUGUCUCAGGACUUCUGCUCUUAAUUAUAGCUCAUAAGGUACAAUAGGGAAUUGCAGCAGCAAACAACCUCAAACCACAACACGGUUUAUCCCCCCACGCCAUCGGCUGUGGCAAUUGGAACCAAUUUUCAAUCAAGAGUUUGAAUUAUCGUGCAACUAUACAAUGUUUCAGCACGGUGUCUGUCCACCAACUGUAUAUUUUGAAACCCGAAUUUAAGGACUAUAAAAACAGGCAGAGGGUGAGUCAACAUGUCAGUGAGCCUUUUUCAAUGAUAGGAAGGGAUUUACAAUGGUCUUGUAACAAUGUUUUAACACACAAAUCUUAACUAAUUGUAAUUUAAUAAGCUCAAACAUAUCUUCAUCUUGCAUAAGCAACGGUAUCCGCGGACUGCAAGUUUAUCCUAAGGAUUUUACUGUGCUCAAGUUCAGGAGUGAACCAGCCUUGUUCAUAGAGCUGUGAGCAAAGUGAAAUUGGUUGGAACGAAAACGACCACGCAGCUGGGCCCUCCAGGACCAGACUGUAUACCCCUGGAAUAUAGAAUCGCUAAGAUGUUUGCCGUUCUGUCUGUAGUGCACAUAACACUUUAAUCGCCGAUAAUGUAGCUAAUAUGAUCUCGCUUCAUAGUGCUCAAGAGUUGUACAUAUUCUUAUUAACGGGAAAGCUUCAUGUUUACAAUAACAGCUCAGGGUAAAAUAACGCACAUUAUUUAUUUCAUAAUACUUACUCUUAGUGAAUAUGCCUUAAAUUUGAUUAAUAUGUAUGACUAAAUCUGUUAUCUGGUAUUAUUCAUGUUCAGGUUUUAGUCAUUAGUGAGGAAAUACUCUUAGUAUGUUUUUACUGAUUAUAAUGCAGGGGGCUCAUUUGAAUGGAAUUGCUUUUGAAAGUGUUGUUUUAACUAGGCCUUUUGUGGUCAAUUAUUUAUUAGGGAGUGCAAUAACGUACUGGGUGAAAUAAUAAAAUACUUGCUUUAUGUACAGCAUACAGAAUACAAGUUGGUUGAUGUCUUAAUAUCAUUGUGGCAAAUUAAACAAACCUUACCUGUUAGCAAGUCUAUACUGCCGUUGAUACACUGGGAACAAACGAUGCAAGGAGCAUACUGCACAUGGUAGUAUAUCAUCAUAUCAUAUGGACAGACCAGGUUAUGUUGCCUUGAAAUCCUAGAAUUUGUGAAAUGUUGAGACGUGUAUUUUUAUGCUGUAUUAAACCAUUCAAUAUUUCUA
Messenger RNA from Conger conger (European conger), 4259 nucleotides. Its product is annotated as ectonucleoside triphosphate diphosphohydrolase 5-like. The record is from RefSeq and is a predicted model, not a curated record. Gene Ontology annotation, biological process: nucleoside diphosphate catabolic process. Gene Ontology annotation, cellular component: membrane. Lineage: Eukaryota; Metazoa; Chordata; Actinopteri; Anguilliformes; Congridae. Bases 740 to 2035 code for a protein of 431 amino acids. Gene Ontology annotation, molecular function: UDP phosphatase activity; GDP phosphatase activity. The transcript has 14 exons.